Molecule: messenger RNA, 11984 nt
Organism: Callithrix jacchus (white-tufted-ear marmoset)
Lineage: Eukaryota; Metazoa; Chordata; Mammalia; Primates; Cebidae
Gene: WNK3
Product: WNK lysine deficient protein kinase 3
Biological process (GO): protein phosphorylation
Molecular function (GO): ATP binding; protein serine/threonine kinase activity
Source: RefSeq, a predicted model, not a curated record
AGAUUGGAGUGCAGUGGCAUGAUCUCAGCUCACUGCAACCUCCGCCUCCCAGGUUCAAGCAAUUCUCCUGCCUCAGCCUCCUGAGUAGCUGGGACUACAUGUGUGCGCCACCACACCCAGCUAAUUUUUAUAUUUUUUUAGUAGAGAUGGUGUUUCACCAUGUUGGUCAGGAUGGUCUCUAUUUCUUCACCUCAUGAUCCGCCUGCCUCGGCUUCCCAGAGAGCUGGGAUUACAGGUGUGAGCCACCGCGCCCCACCCCCCCCACUGAAUUUUCUUGGUAACCUUGUGGGGUUUUUUUUGGUGGCAGGGAGACUGAGUCUCACUCUGUCACCCAGGCUGGUGUGCAGCAGUGAGAUCUCAGCUCACUGCAACCUCCACCUCCCAGGUUCAAGCGAUUCACAACCUUCACCACUCGCGUUCAAGUGAUUCUCCUGCCUCAGCCUCCCGAGUAGCUGAGACAACAGGCGCCGGCCACCACACCUGGCUAAUUUUUUUGUAUUCUGGUAGAGACAGGGUUUCAUCAUGUUGCCCAGUCUCGAACUCCUGAGCUCAGGCAAUCCAUCCUCCUUGGCCUCCCAAAGUGCUCGGAUUACAGACAUGAGCCACCGCAUCUGGUCAUUUUUGUUGAAAAUCAAUAAACUAUAAAUAAUAUGGGUUUAUUUCUGAAUUCAAUUAUUAUUCCAUUUGUCUAUAUAUCUAUUCUUAUGCUAGGACCAUACUGUCUCAAUACUGUAGCUUUAUAGUAGGUUUUAAAAUCAAGAAGUGUGAGUCCUCCAAAUUUGUUCUUUUUCAAGAUUAUGCUAGCUUUGAUUAUUAUGGGUCCCUUGAAAUUCUGUAUGCAUUUUAGGAUUAGCUUGAUGUUUUCUGCAAAGAAACCAGCUGAAAUUUUGUUGAAGUGAGUUGAAUGUGUUGAACGACUUGGAGUAUUUGUCUCUCUUUUGUUUAUUUUUAUUUUAUUUUUUUGAGGUGGAGUCUCGCUCUGUUAUCCAAGCUGGAGUUCAGUGGCUUUAUCUCAGCUCACUGCAACCUCUGCCUCCCGGGUUCAAGCAAUUCUCCUGCCUUAGCCUCCUGAGCAGCUGGGAUUACAGGUUGCUAUGGAAAUAUAUGACCACACAAAAGGAAGUCCAUUCUAAUAAUUCUGAUACCUGAGAUGUAACUGGACUGAAGACUAGAAACAGGAAAAAUUUUAGUGCCAACUUUAAUUACAAUGGCCACUGAUUCAGGAGAUCCAGCCAGCACAGAAGAUUCUGAGAAACCUGAUGGAAUUUCACUUGAAAACAGAGUUCCUCAGGUUGCUGCAACUUUGACAGUAGACGCUAGACUAAAGGAGAAAACCAGCACCUUCUCUGCUUCUGGGGAAACCGUAGAAAGGAAGAGAUUUUUCCGAAAGAGUGUUGAAAUGACAGAAGAUGACAAAGUUGCCAAAUCGUCCCUGAAAGAUGAGAGAAUAAAGGCUGCGACGAAUAUUCCAAGAGUAGAUAAACUUCCUUCAAAUGUGCUGAGAGGUGGACAAGAAGUUAAAUAUGAACAGUGUUCAAAGUCAACCUCGGAAAUCUCAAAAGAUUGUUUCAAGGAGAAAAAUGAAAAGGAAAUGGAAGAAGAAGCAGAAAUGAAGGCUGUAGCUACUUCUCCUAGUGGCAGAUUCCUGAAAUUUGACAUAGAACUAGGAAGAGGAGCAUUUAAAACAGUGUAUAAAGGACUGGACACUGAAACAUGGGUUGAGGUUGCUUGGUGUGAGCUGCAGGAUCGAAAGUUAACCAAAGCUGAGCAGCAAAGAUUCAAGGAAGAAGCAGAGAUGUUGAAGGGUCUCCAGCACCCCAAUAUAGUUCGAUUUUAUGAUUCCUGGGAAUCUAUAUUAAAAGGAAAGAAAUGUAUCGUAUUAGUGACUGAACUAAUGACAUCUGGAACCUUAAAGACGUACUUAAAACGAUUUAAAGUCAUGAAACCAAAGGUCUUAAGGAGCUGGUGCAGGCAAAUUUUAAAGGGGUUGCAGUUCUUGCACACUAGGACUCCUCCUAUUAUUCACCGGGAUCUGAAGUGUGACAAUAUUUUCAUCACGGGACCCACUGGAUCUGUGAAGAUUGGUGAUCUAGGAUUAGCCACCUUAAUGCGCACAUCAUUUGCUAAGAGUGUCAUUGGAACUCCUGAAUUUAUGGCCCCAGAGAUGUAUGAAGAACACUAUGAUGAAUCCGUAGAUGUUUAUGCUUUUGGAAUGUGUAUGCUGGAAAUGGCCACGUCAGAGUAUCCUUAUUCUGAGUGUCAGAAUGCAGCUCAAAUAUACCGUAAAGUAACUAGUGGCAUAAAACCAGCCAGCUUCAAUAAAGUCACUGAUCCUGAAGUGAAAGAAAUCAUUGAAGGAUGUAUUCGUCAAAACAAAUCUGAAAGGUUGUCUAUCAGGGACCUAUUAAACCACGCAUUUUUUGCUGAGGAUACAGGACUGAGGGUGGAGUUAGCAGAAGAAGAUGAUUGCUCAAAUUCAUCCCUGGCUUUAAGACUCUGGGUUGAAGACCCUAAAAAAUUGAAAGGCAAACACAAGGACAAUGAAGCUCUUGAAUUUAGUUUCAAUUUAGAAACAGAUACACCUGAGGAAGUAGCAUAUGAAAUGGUCAAGUCUGGGUUCUUUCAUGAAAGUGAUUCCAAAGCUGUUGCUAAAUCCAUUAGAGACCGGGUGACCCCAAUAAAGAAGACAAGGGAGAAGAAGCCUACUGGCUGCUUGGAAGAACGCAGGGAUUCUCAGUGCAAGUCUGUGGGGAAUGUAUUCCCUCAGCCCCAGAAUACAAGUUUGCCCCCUGCUCCCACUCAGCAAACUGGGGCUGAAUGUGAAGAAACUGAAGUUGAUCAACAUGUUAGACAACAGAUUCUACAAAGAAAACCACAGCAGCACUGCUCCUCUGUUACAGGUGACAAUUUGUCUGAGACAGGAGCUGCAUCAGUUAUACAUUCAGAUACUUCAAGUCAGCCCAGUGUAGCCUAUUCCUCAAAUCAAAUGAUGGGCUCUCAAAUGGUUUCUAACAUCCCGCAGGCUGAAAUAAAUGUUCCAGGGCAAAUUUAUUCAUCUCAGCAACUAGUAGGACAUUACCAGCAAGUUUCAGGGUUACAGAAGCAGCCAAAACUGACUCAACCCCAGGUUUCCCCAUUAACUGUUCAGAAGGUUCCACAGAUAAAGCCUGUAUCCCAACCAGCUGGAGUUGAACAACAAGCAGCUCUUCUAAAACCAGAUUUAGUUCGAAGCUUGAAUCAAGAUGUGGCAGCUACGAAGGAAAACAUCAGUAGCCCUGAUAACCCAAGUGGAAAUGGCAAACAGGAUCGGAUCAAACAGAGAAGAGCUUCCUGUCCCCGACCAGAGAAGGGAACUAAAUUUCAGCUUACUGUCCUUCAGGUAUCAACCUCUGGAGAUAACAUGGUGGAGUGUCAGCUGGAGACACACAACAAUAAGAUGGUCACCUUCAAGUUUGAUGUUGAUGGUGAUGUGCCAGAGGAUAUUGCAGACUAUAUGGUUGAAGACAAUUUUGUGCUGGAAAGUGAGAGAGAAAAAUUUGUAGAAGAAUUGAGAGCUAUUGUAGGUCAAGCCCAGGAGAUCCUUCAUAUCCACUUUGCCACAGAAAGAGCCAUUGGAGUUGACUCUAUUACUAUGGACUCCAACAGUAACCAGACAGGGUCAUCUGAACAAGUACAGAUAAAUUCUGCAUCUACUCAAACCAGCAAUGAAUCUGCUCCUCAGUCAUCCCCAGUUGGUCGGUGGCGAUUCUGUAUCAAUCAAACAAUAAGAAACCGUGAGGCUCAGUCUCCUCCUUCUCUUCAGCAUUCCAUGUCUACGGUUUCUGGCCUACAUCCACUUCCUAGUCCAAAAAAAACAAGUAAUAAGGAAAUAUCACGGGAUACACUGCUCACUAUAGAAAAUAAUCCAUGCCACCGCGCACUCUUCACCUCCAAAUUAGAACACAAGAAUGUGAUUGAUGGUAAGAUUUCUGAGUGUGCUAGUGUACAAACCAAGCAGCCAGCUAUACUUUAUCAAGUGGAAGAUAACAGGCAGAUAAUGGUACCAGUUACUAGUAGUUCUGCCUACCCUACUACUUCAGUUCAUGCAGUUCCAGCUGAAUGUGAGGGACUCACCAAACAAGCGAGCAUAUUCAUACCUGCGUAUCCAUGUCACCAAACUGCCAGUCAGGCUGAUGCACUUAUGUCCCAUCCUGGCGAAUCAACUCAGAUUGCUGGUAACUCUGUUACGACUCUGGCAUUUGAUCAAAAGCCUCAGACCUUAUCAGUGCAGCAGCCAGCUAUGGAUUCAGAGGUUAUUUCCCAAGAAGGAGAAACUACAGUGAACACUGAAACAAGUUCUCCUAAGACAGUCAUUCCCACUCAGACCCCUGGCCUUGAACCAGCUACCCUUCAACCCACUACUGUCCUGGAAUCAGAUGGAGAAAGACCUCCAAAACUGGAGUUUGCAGACAACCGAAUUAAAACUCUGGAUGAAAAAUUAAGAAACUUGCUCUAUCAGGAGCACAGCAUCUCUAGCAUCUAUCCUGAGAGUCAGAAGGAUACCCAAAGCAUAGAUUCUCCAUUUUCUUCCUCUGCUGAAGAUACCCUCUCCUGUCCAGUGACAGAAGUCAUAGCCAUCAGUCACUGUGGAAUUCAAGAUAGCCCUGUACAGUCCCCUAAUUUCCAACAGCCAGGCUCUAAAAUUCUGUCCAAUGUGGCUGCAAGUCAGCCUGCUAAUAUAUCAGUAUUCAAAAGGGACCUGAAUGUGAUAACUUCUGUACCCAGCGAAUUGUGUUUACACGAGAUGUCCUCAGAUGCUUCACUUCCAGGGGAUCCAGAGGCCUAUCCUGCUGCUGUGUCAAGUGGUGGAGCCAUUCCGCAGACAGGAGGUGGAUAUUUUGGCCUAAGCUUUACUUGUCCUAGUCUCAAAAAUCCUAUUAGCAAGAAAUCCUGGACUCGCAAAUUAAAAAGCUGGGCAUACAGGCUACGGCAGUCAACCAGCUUUUUCAAGAGAUCAAAAAGUCCGUCAAGUGAAACAGAAGAGAUGAGAUCAGCAAUUGCUCCUGAUCCCAUUCCUCUGACACGGGAGUCCACAGCUGAUACUAGGGCUUUGAAUAGAUGUAAAGCGAUGAGUGGAUCAUUUCAGCGGGGCCGGUUCCAGGUGAUUGCCGUUCCUCAGCAGCAGUCAGCAAAAGUGACAUCUUUUGGAGUAGAACUAUCAGUGUUCAGUGAGACGAAUCAUUCUAGUGAAGAAGCCUUUAUUAAAACAGCAAAGUCUCAGUUGGUAGAAAUAGAACCUGCCAUACACAAUCCAAAAACUUCAUUUCUUCUGAGAAGUUACAAGCUCGUUCAUGAAACCUGUAAACAAAAUAAAGGAGUUCCCAAACAAGGUGACAACUUCUUAUCUUUCAGCACAGCUUGUGAGACUGAUGUAUCUUCAAUGACCCAGAAAAGGAACUGGGAAGAAACUCCAGCCACAGGAAGUAGCAUGCAGUCUGGAUCUGAACCAUUGCUUAAAGAGAAAGAGAUGCUGACUGCUGGGAAACAGCCUAGCUCUGAUAGUGAAUUUUCAGCCAGUCUUGCUGACAGUGGAAAGUCAGGAGCAAAGACUGGUCCAGAGAGUCAGUGCUUACCCCACCACGAAGAACAAGCUUAUGCUCAAAAACAGAGUUCACUCUUCUAUUCACCGUCUUCCCCAAUGAGCAGUGAUGAUGAAUCAGAAAUAGAGGAUGAGGACUUGAAGGUGGAGCUUCAAAGAUUACGAGAAAAACACAUUCAGGAGGUGGUAAAUCUUCAAACCCAGCAGAAUAAGGAGCUGCAGGAACUCUAUGAACGCCUUCGCUCAAUUAAAGAUAGCAAAACCCAAUCUACAGAGAUUCCUUUGCCACCUGCAUCACCACGUCGACGAUCUUUCAAAAGCAAACUUCGAAGCCGCCCCCAGUCCUUGACUCAUGUGGACAAUGGCAUAGUUGCUACAGAGAUGGGGUCUCCUUGUGUUGCCCAGGCUGGUCUUCAGCUUCUGAGCUCAAGUCAUGUGCCUGCCUCGGCCUCCCGAAGUGCUGGGAUUACAGAUCCAGUGUGUGUGGAGAAUAAUACAGCAUCAUGCCAACAGUCCCCAGCCAGUAAAAAAGGGAUGUUCACAGACGACUUACACAAGCUGGUGGAUGACUGGACAAAGGAAGCAGUAGGAAAUUCUCUUAUUAAGCCAAGUUUAAACCAACUUAAACAAAAUCAACACAAAUUAGAGACAGAAAAUUGGAACAAAGUACCUGAAAAUACUCCAUCUACUAUGGGCUACACACCAACAUGGAUUUCUUCUCUGUCCCAAAUCCGUGGAGCUGUCCCAACUUCCUUGCCACAAGGACUCUCACUCCCUUCAUUUCCUGGGCCAUUAUCAUCAUACGGAAUGCCCCAUGUUUGUCAGUAUAAUGCUGUGGGGGGGACGGCGUAUCCAGUCCAGUGGGUAGGAAUUUCAGCAACAACACAACCGUCUAUAGUAAUUCCCACCCAAUCUGGGGGACCAUUCCAGCCAGGGAUGAAUAUGCAGCCAUUUCCAACUUCAUCAGUGCAGAAUCCUGCCACAAUCCCUCCUGGGCCUAAAUGAAUCACAGUAGAUGAUGAAGAAAAGGGAGGUUUCUUCUGAAUUGUUUUCAGGACACCUAAGAUAUUAAAGUUUGUUCCUCUUGGGUUGUGUCAUAUUUUCUCUCAUUUGAGUUUACUUUAGACUAUAUAUUUUUUGUUUCAGUGUGAUAUUUGAUACAGCUCAUCAUUCUGCAGAAAUGUGCAGUUUGCACAUAGAACACUGCACACAGAAGUGUUUUUUCACUUCAAAUUCUAUCCUCUUUUAUACUUGAUUUUUUUAAAAAUACUGUUCAGAAUGCUUUAAUAAGCUCACCUUGAGCAUUACCAUUUCCAGGAUACUUUCCUUGAAUUAUUAGAAGCCCCUCCACCCCCACCCCCCCUUUUUUUUAACUGCUGCUAUCUGCAGCUGGAUACUUUUCUUUAAAAAUGUUUAAAAUUAUUUAGAUUGAUUCUCCCCAAAUGUGGAUGAACUGAGACCUUCCAUCAGCCAGAGUCUUAUGGGAUUUUCACAUGUUUGUCUUAGGUCUACCUUUCACAGAAGGCAGGGUAACUUGCUGCAGGAAACGUUUUGGUGUAUAAAAUUAGAACAAUUUUUUUUUGAGAUGGAAUCUCUCUUUGUCACCCAGGCUGGAAUGCAGAGGUGUGAUCUCGGCUCACUGCUGCAACCUCUGCCUCCUGGGUUCAAGCGAUUCUCCUGCCUCAGCCUCCUGAGUAGCUGUGACGAGGCACCCGCCACCAUGCCCGGCUAAUUUUUCUAUUUUUAGUAGAAAUGGGGUUUUACUCUGUUGGCCAGGCUGGUCUUGAACUCCUAACCUUGUAAUCCGCCUGCCUCAGCCUCCCAAAAAAUUAGAAUAAUUUCAUCAACCAAUACAGAACAUGAGCCCUUUUUAAUGUGAAUUCCCAUCAUCACAGCAGUAGGAUGAAGCCUUGUUUUGGGUGAGGCAGAGGGAAAGGGGAAAAAAACAGAACUGUAACAGUUCCUUGAUUCUGCAGAUACUGCUGCUCUUUUAAGGAUUCAGUAAUAAUUCAAAGCAGCUAUCUCCUUGUUUCUCACAUGCAUACUACAUUGGUUUGGAGCAUCUGAGAGGCAUUGGUUUGGUUUGCAUUCUUUUGCAAGGCAUAUAUUACAGCUCAUAUGAUAAAUCUCAUUUGGGGGGAAUCCUUGUAUUCCUAACAAAGGGGAUUAAAGUUACACCUCAGUCCAUUCUUCUGAAGUGAAAUUUACUUGACACAGUAGGUUUUGAGACUUACACAUGAAACACUGGCUUUACAGGGUUUUAAGAGAUGUGGGGUAUACACUGCUCUGCAGUGCGAUAGUAGACCCUAGAAGGAGACUAUUUACGUUGUCCUUAGCUCUUUUUUUAAUUACCAUUUUUGGUUGUUAUAAUUUCUUUUUAGUAUCUAUAGUAUCUUAGAUGAUUUUAGAUCUUAAAUGAGUUUGGCAGCCUCUUUAGAAUCUGAGAGAGAUCACUGUCAAGUUGCACUUUACUGGGUUUUAUCCAGUUUUAGGAAGAGGGGAGGCAAUGUCAAAAUGUACACCUUUGGUUUUUUAAGAAGGUUAACCAUAAUAAUCUUAAAGGCUAGUCACAGGGUUACCUAAUGCUCAGUCUGUGAAACCCAAAUAGAAUUAUUAAAAUGGUAUUUACCAACUAAGUAUUCAUGUUCAAACUACUUACCUUCCACUCUGAAGACUUCAAGGUCAUUUCCAGUACACAUUUACCUAAUUAGGAGUUCUGUCUGCCAGUAAACAUUCCACACUGUUACCCGACAUUACCGUUAACAGAUUUUCCUCCACAUUCUAACAGUUGUACCCCAUGGGCUUGCCAGGAAAUGAGGAAAACUUAAUGGGUGUACUUUUUUUUUUUUUUGCACAGUCUACUUUGUGGCAUUCAGUACCUCCUUUCCAAAAAAAAAGAAGUGUCUUAUGUUGCUUACCUGAGGAUCACAUCCAUUAUCACGAAGAUUCUGUCACUAUAAUUUGAGGCAUCUAGGGCAGCAUUUUGAGAACUGCUGUUGAUAAAAUCCACUUUCUUUUCAUGGAACUUGCUGUUUUGUAUGAGUCCAAAUGUUACGUACAGAUUCUUCAAAUUUCUUGUACAGUAUUGGUUUGCCAUUUAAAGUGAUUUUAGGACAUUAGUGUAAUGCAAAUGCUUGCAUUGCACUGUUUUCCAUAAAUAUAAAAACAAUGCUCCUAAAAUCCAUAAUUCUUUAAAACUGCUUGUGUGUCAUUAUAAAAGUCAGCUUUGUGUAGUUACACUGAGACAUACAACCUAUAAAGUGAAAAUACUGCAGAUUUUAGGACCCCUUCUUCUCUAGUCACAAUCAUUAGUGUACCCCAGGAUGAAAAAAGCUCCAUGGCUGGCAUGUACAAUUACAUGUAUUAAUGACUGCUCUACAUCAUACGUUCGGCCUUUGGCCACCACCACCUCUAUUCCACAUAUAAUUCAUCAUUCUUGUUUGCCUGCAGACUCUUGCAGUGCCUUGUAAUAUUUACAAUCUUUUCAGGUUUUUGCUGGAAAGAAAAGUAGUCUUCUAAAGUUUGAAGAUGGUGAAUAGUGUACUUCUGUCUCCAUGCUGACUGCAGUAACUGGGUUAUCAUAUAUGUAUACGUUAUGUAUAUGUAACGUGUACAUUUAAAAAUACAGAAAAAAGUGAGCUUGUGCAGAAAUGGAAAAAACUGUUAUUCUCAUCACUGUGGGGUUUUAUUGAAAUUAUUUUUUCCCAUGACUUACAUGUUUGGUUCAGAUUAUAGUCACUUUGACUGUAAAUACUGGCUAGUUUUCUAUCCGGGGGUUUUGCAUUAUUUCAUAAUUUUGCUAAAUCAUAUAAUAGUGCUAUUUUCAUCCUUGCCUGAGGUACUUUUCCUCCGCAGAAAUAAUUAACUUGAGGUAAAGCUCAGAAAUUCCCUUCUUACUUAACAAAGAACCUACUAUAUAAAAAGGGCCUUCCUUUCCAAAAAACACACAAAUCUGUCCUUUUCAUUUUCCUUCUUGUAGAGGAGAAAAUGGUUGUACUAACCAUCCUGCUUGUAGAGUUUAUUUGGAGGAUAGUCUGUAUGUCCAGCCACCAUGUUUACUUCUCAAAGUGCAAGUCUGAUGAAUAGUACUGUAUCUCCAUAUGUGGCAAUGUAAGCAUUUCAUCAUGAAGUACCUGCUGCUAUGUCUGUGAAGUUGGGUGUAACAUCAUAAGAGUAUGAAACCAGUAUUGGUGUACUAAUGAAAAUAACCCUAUGUAUAUUUGUAGCAGUCUUGAAUCUCUAUUUAAGGUAAUUUGCUGUAAUAUAACAAAUAUUCAUUCUGUUUUUCAUCCCUUCCUUGCUAGUUUUAUAUCAAGCAUGAAUUCUAAUCGUUUGACAGCAAAAUUAUCUGUGAAAGUUUAAAAGGCACUUUUCUGCUGUGAUUUGUGGAUUGAGUGUGGAGUGUUAUGUACAGUUUGAUGAGAUGUAUCAUUUUAGAACCCCAGAUUUAAUUCUAGUCCAAUUAAUUUUGUUUAACUACCUCGUUUUCAGUGCUGUUUUGGGUGCACAAGUAAACACUGCCUGUGAAACAUGCUUUUUUUGCCUUGAUUCUCAGUAGUCUUUCAAAUUAUAAAUCUGGUCUGCCUCUUUUUCCCAGUGCUAGCCAAGAGUUUGAGGUGAGAGGGACCAUCACUCUGCCACCAGUCUGUGUUUAAGUGGAGAGCCAUGUGCUUCUGUGAAAUAUGCUUUGGGGAUUUGGGGGUGGAGAGCAGAAUAAUAAUUGAAACUGGUGGCAAUAUAGGACUUAGGUGUAGGAGCUAGCUAAAAAUUAAACAAAUGGUAAGAAAGUACCUGAAUUAGACAAUCCAGUGCCUAUAACUUUGCAUUUUUAUUAGAGAUGCAUUUCUCGUCUGUGUGCCUAAAGGGCUAUGGGUUGAAAUUGCUUUAACUACCACAGUGAAAUAUUUGACAAAUCCUUCAGCAAUGGCCUGUCAUUCAACAUAUAUUAGCACACUGCUAGGUAUCUGCAGUGAUAUUUUGUUACCUUAUAACCGCCAAAUGCAUUAGUUGAUAGUAAGGGUUUUAUAUAACUUUAUCCAAUCUCUAAAGUUUACGAAGGCAUUGACUUUCUUCUUUGCUGUCUUUUCUGAGUGAUGAAAAUGAUGCAUUCCUUUUUUUCUUGAAAACUCAGCAGAUGUUUGUAACCAGAUAUUCCUUGUUUCACAUGUUUACUGUGUAACACUACAGCAUGUUUAAUACUAGUAAAUACGGUAUUUCAGUCAUUAUGCAUAAGUACUUUCCUGAGCUCUAUGCCAUCAUUUUGGGAUUCUGUUGUUUCACCUUCUGUUUGGGUCAGAAAAACUUGAACUAUUUGAGGUGGUACGGAGGCCAUUUUCUAGAAUAGAUUGUUUUUGGGUUCUGUAGUUUAUCAAGGAUUUGUUCCCCCUGCCUUUGUUUAGAAGAUGAAUUAGAAAAGGGGGGCAGUGUGUAGAAAAGGCCUUUGAUUUGAUAGGUAUAAUUUUGAAGAUUGAAAAAUUUUUAAAAUGCAGAUUGUAAGAUAGUAACACUCAAACUUAAUAAAAUCCUUUGAAUUGAAAUUUGUAUCAAGUUUUUAUGGAGCCAAAUGCCUUCAGGUCACCCUGGAAAUAGUCUUUGUAUGUGAAAGAUGAACACAAACAUUGGUCAGGGACCCUGACAUCCAAUAUAUGAAAGAGCCUGGGAUAGUAACUAAGUAACACUAAAGUUAUUUUCAACUAAGAUAGCUAGAAGAGUGUCCAAACCAACAACUCCUAUUCUGGAAGGUGUUCUUUUAAUUAAAAAAAUUCAAACAAUGCUAAAAGUCAAGAAGGGAAGAAAGAAACUGGGCUCUGAGAAAAAUGUGCCAGCGUAACAUAAACUCCUAAAUGUGUGCUUGUCAUCCUCUAAUUUUUGUUUCGUUUAAAGUUGAAUUUCUUUUCCAUGCUAACUUAAGAUUUGAGAUUGAGGUUUGCGGUCCAGAACAUACCCUCAGCAGAUAUAGUAACUAACUGGAAAGUGCAGUUGUCCAAGGUCUGUCAUGCUCAAUCACCUAAAGCUACAAUUUGUUUGAAAUAUUAAGCAUGUAGACCUAGUGCAGCAUGGGAGCCACUCAGGAAGUUUAUGCAAUUAAUAAACUUUCAUGCAUAAUUUACUAUGAAGUAUGCAGAAUUUCAGCCUCUUCACACUUAACAUUUAGUUGUAUAUGUGAACUCUCCUUUAUUAAUGGGGGAAUGUAUCAUUAUAUAGAACGUUGUUCAACUUCAUUUUAAUCCUUUUUGACAUUAACUUUUUUUUGGUAAACCAAGUGAUCUGCCUUUCAGCAACUGUCUGAUUUUGGUUCUUUGAAACUGUGAUUUUUAUUUCAUUUGUACCCAGCCAUUGUGAGUAUUUUGUUUUGUUUCCUGGAAAUUCUGUUUUAAAACAGAAAAUAAAGGCUGUGUUAAAUGAG